This is a messenger RNA of Exophiala mesophila, 3504 nucleotides long. RefSeq lists its product as uncharacterized. Gene Ontology annotation, cellular component: nucleolus. The transcript has a single exon. Gene Ontology annotation, molecular function: RNA binding; protein binding. The record is from RefSeq and is a predicted model, not a curated record. NCBI's taxonomy places the organism in Eukaryota, Fungi, Ascomycota, Eurotiomycetes, Chaetothyriales, Herpotrichiellaceae. Gene Ontology annotation, biological process: positive regulation of transcription by RNA polymerase I; positive regulation of rRNA processing. The coding region runs from base 43 to 3234 and encodes 1063 amino acids.
AUCGACUCACCAACUAGAGCAACCGGAGCUAGCUAGACUAUCAUGUCUCAAUCCGGGAAACGAGAUGCAGAUGCUGCAUUCGAUGGGCAUGCAGAUACAUCUGAUCACGCCUUGAAGAAAGCCCGCAGGAGAAAAUCUCGAAAGAGUGUCGACAAAGCACACCCACAGCCCUUCGUCUCGGAAACCUCUUCUAACAGAUCUGGUGUCGCAACUGCACUCAGAGAAGACCCUGUGGCCUCCGAGGCUAGCCUCGAGGUCUCCAAAUCGUCUGGAAAGGGGAACAGAAGACAAAAUACAGAUAGCAGCAAAGACCAGACUUCUUCGAACGCCGCAGACACCCUCGCCGAGCCUGCCGUUAAUGCCUCCUCAUCCCCGCAGCAAGCUCGAACUUCUGUAACAGACUCCGCAAGUGUGGACGGCCACAGCAAGAAAAAGCGGCAAAACCAUCGAGGUGACAAACCUUCCCUCGAGACUCGGACUGAGCCAAUUCAAAAGACCCACAGAUCGAGAAAAAGUCGCAAAUCUUCACAGCAUGCAACCUUGUCUUCGAAACAUGACUUGGACGAUGCAACCCAGCCACAUAUCUCUACUGGGGAUAUAGUCAGCCACGAACCGAAUCCCACUCAGCAAAAGUUCGUCCAAGCUACACAGGCAGAUGGUUUGGCGGCCUUUGCUACAACUCCUCAGAAAAACCAACUUACAACAGUUUCUCAUCCCAAGAAGACUAAACAAGGUCGGCCCAGACCUGUUCGCGCGGCAGUUGGCGGUAGCUGGGCCUUAUCGCCUGCCCAAGGAGGCAUCUUCAUUGAUCAAGACCCCCUGAUAUCCACCGAUGGAAAUUUGUUGAUCCUCCCAACCGCAUCUGAGGUUCAGAUCUAUUCUACGAAGACCUCACUGUUGGUCCGGCGUCUGCAAAGUCAUGCAGAAAUCACAUCGUGUGCGUUGUCGGCGGUUGACCCCAACAAGCUUUAUGUAGGACAUCGAUCGGGCUUUAUUUCGGUUUGGGACUGCGAAUCGGGACGUCAGCUCGGCCAGUACCAGGCUAAGAUCGGUAUUGGUCAACUGGCAGCUCUCUCUCACUCUGCCCACCAAGAGACGAUACUGGUGCUGCACGAACACGACAACAGCAAAACUCGGCUCCUAGUCGCCUACACUGUUGAUCAGAACAACCAUAAGAUCAAGAUGACUGGAACUUUGUUGACCAAGUCGAACCCCGUUUCAGGAUUCCAAUGUCUAGCUGCGGGGAGUUUGAUUAUCGUCUCCAGUCAGAGCAAACUAUUGUUGGGGUAUUCGCAGGACGUGGGCAAGGAGAACGCGGGCCUUGAAUACACUUGGAGAGAGAUUAGCCUGGGCAGCAACAUCACGAGUUUCGACGGACAGGUCAACCCUGGAAAAUCCAGGACCAUGAGAAAAAUACCGUCGCUAGAUGUGGUUCUGGGUAUGGAAUCAGGCGUCAUGCUACAGUAUGAGGACCUCCUCUUCAAGCUGAUUGGCAAGGAAAAGAACAAUUCGAGCGACAGUAUCAUGUCGCGAAAACUGCACUGGCAUAGGACUGCCGUGAACACGGUCAAGUGGUCGCGAGACAAGAAUUAUCUCAUUUCUGGUGGGGCUGAAACCGUCCUCGUGGUUUGGCAACUCGACACAAACCAGAAGCAAUUCCUACCGCAUCUGUCAACGUCGAUUCUCAAUCUGAGCGUCUCUGCCAAGGGUUCCGAGUAUGUGUUACGCCUGGCAGACAAUUCGGUCAUGGUUCUGUCUACAGGGGAUCUACUGCCAUCGGCGAAUAUCAGCGGGCUGGCACUGGCACAAGAUGACUUGCGAGUUCAGCCAAUGCUGCUGCACCCCCAUGAUGCCCAUCGCUUGCUGGCCGUGGUCCCCGCCAACGCGCUGGCCAAAGGCACGACACAAGAAAUUAGUGCGACCCUUUUACAAAUCUACGAUCUCGAAGCCAACACACAGAUCAGCCGUCAAGCACUGACGCGUAACUUGACGACUACCAAAAACGCCGCUCCGGACGGUGAAUUGAUUUCAGAGCCCAACGUCAAUCAUAUUUCCAUAAGCCAUGAUGGGCAGUGGCUUGCCACAGUUGAUGAGUGGGAACCACUGGCGAGUGGUGUGGAACCCAUGUACCUGGACAGCGACAGAGCGGAUAUUCGAGGACGCAGCACUGAAACGUGUUUGAGAAUCUGGGGUUGGAACAAAGAAGACGGUACCUGGGAGCUGGUGACCAGGGUCGACCAGCCCCAUCGGCCUGGCCAUCAAUGUGUUCUUGGCCUGGCGGCAAACCCGUCGAAGCUUGAGUUUGCGACCAUCGGCUCCGACGCAACUGUCAGACUGUGGACUCCAAAGGCACGUCAUCGAAACGGUCUGGCAGUAAAGAACAAGGCAAAUGAACAGCUAUACACAUGGUCUAGCUCUAGAAGCGUGGAAGUGAGUCACGAAUCCAGAGAUGGUAACGAGAUUGCGGACUUUGCAGGACUGGCUUACUCAGAGGACGGAUCAACGUUGGCAGCCUCAUGGUCAUGGGCAACAUCAACCACGCGAUUCGUGCAUUUGAUCGAUCCUGCGACCGGCAGAAUCUGCAUGUCGCAACCUGAACUAGCUUCGACCGGAGACGCCAAGUUCGUAUUCGCCGGGCGACACUUGCUUUGUCUUUCGGAUGUUCUGACGGUGUUUGAUACUCUUACGGCUCAAACGUUGACGACGAUCGUUCUGGAUUCUGAGUACUACGGACAAAGGAAUCUGACACGCAAUCGAAGCGAUGGAACGGUCGCUGUCAGUAUAUCUCACGCAGGAGACGAAAGCAGAUCCAGCAAGCUCGUGAUUUUCAGGGUGGACGGGCAAGGAGUAAAUCCGGUUUUCGAGAAAAGAUUUGAUGGAUUAAUCCAGGGACUUCUUUCCUCCCCUGCACGGCCAGGGUAUACCAUCAUCGACGAGAGGUCUAGGUUUACCCAACUGAGAUCUGCGGCUCGCCAUGAUCACCAGAAACUUCUGCCGAUCGGGAACCCAGCGGCAGACCAGGUGACCAAGGGCUUAGACAGCCUCCUAGGAAAACCGAUGGCGACGGCUGCACAGGGUGGAUCAAAAGACCUCUUGCUUGAGGCAAAUGAUGGAAGCUCGACAGCGCUGGACACGGUUUUGAGAUUCGUCUCAUCUGCACAUGUCCCCAGUCCCGCGGAAUUGUUCCAAAGGGUGGUGGGCGCCGUGACUAGCCGGAAAUCGACCGAGGCUUGAGCGAGUAAGUCACUUUGACAUGCUCGGGACAUGAUAUGGUGCGCCAGUGAAUAGAGAAGCUAGGAUAGCACUGAAUUGAGGCUGCGAUGGUUACGAAAAGGCAUUAUUGGUUCCACAUGAAUUGCCUCAUCUGGAUCUCGGAUCCAAAAGGUGAAUCCCAAUUGAUUCAGGUCACAUGGGUACAGGGAUGUACAGUAUAGGAAAUACAUUUCUGGUAUCCGUGUCGUUCAGUCAAAGUGGGCCGACACUAUCCGACGCCUUGAAGACAAC